This is a messenger RNA of Myzus persicae (green peach aphid), 2553 nucleotides long. RefSeq lists its product as uncharacterized. Gene Ontology annotation, molecular function: nucleic acid binding. NCBI's taxonomy places the organism in Eukaryota, Metazoa, Arthropoda, Insecta, Hemiptera, Aphididae. The transcript is spliced from 6 exons. The record is from RefSeq and is a predicted model, not a curated record. Bases 1 to 2553 code for a protein of 850 amino acids.
AUGGAAUCUGUUGCAAAGGAAACGUACCUCAAACGAGAAAUAGAAGAAAGUUAUGAGCAAUUGGAAACGACGUUUGACGAAGAAGAUGAAGAUGAAAAUUUUUACAUAAUGAAAAGAAAUACAAUCACUAAACGUAGACGGAUGGAAUCAGCUGAGGGCGGACUUGUUGAAAUUGAACGAUUUAAAAGCUGUUCGAGAACGUUAACACAAUCAAGCCAGCAGUCAACAAUUAAAUUUAAUUUACAUGUUGAUAGCACGUAUGAACAACUGUUAACGGGUGAAGUACAAGAUAUGUCGUUUAAAACUUCAAACGUAUUAGCAUAUAAAUCAUCCGAUUUUAAUAGUUUAUUAAACAAAAUGUUUAACAAAUUAUUAUCUGAGGAAGCACAGUUUAUAUCAAAAAAAUCAGGAAGACCUAUUAUGUUCGAAGAAGGAGAUGACGAUUUCAUAUAUUUCAAAAACUAUAAAAAUACUCAACGAAUCCCGAUUGUUAUAUACGCUGACUUUGAAUGUAUUUUAAACCCUAAACAACCUGAUAAAUUCAUUCAAAGUAGUAAAAAACCAAAAACUUGUAUUACACAUUUACAUAAACUUAUGAGUUACGGGUUUUAUCUAACUAGUCCAUCAUUUGUACCAAUCUUCUUUCAUAAUCUGACAUAUGACAGUCACUUUAUAAUUCGAGAACUUGGGUGUAACGAUAAAGAUAUUCAUGUUAUACCUAAUUCAUCUGAAAAAUAUAUAUCAUUCAGUAAAGAAAUCGUACCAAAAUUUAACAUUAAGUUUGUUGAUACAUACCGUUUUAUGGCUGAAAAAUUAAGUAAACUAGCAAAAAAUUUAUCCGAAGAUAAAUUGAAGUUUAGAGAAACUAUUAAAGUAUUUUCUAUUAAAGUAUUAGAUCUAGUUACUCGAAAAGGAGUCUUCCCCUCUUUAUCCGAUGAAUAUAUUACUGAUGAUGAUUAUGUUCAUGCGAAAAAUGUAUGGAACAUUUUUAAUAUAAAGACAUUAGGUGAAUAUAGCGAUCAUUAUUUAAAAACUGAUGUUGCUAUACUAGCUGACGUGUUUGAAAAUUUCAGAGACUUAUGUUUAUCUAGUCUUGAGUUAGAUCCUGCUCAUUAUAUGACUGCUCCAGGAUUUGCGUAUGAUUGUAUGCUUAAAUAUACAAAGAUCGAAUUAGAAAGGUUAAAAUGCUCUAAUAUGCUUUUGUUUAUAGAGAAUUCAAUUCGUGGUGGGAUAACUCAAUCGACUAAAAGGUUUGCUAAAGCAAACAUACCAAAUAUCAAAGGAUUGAAUUAUAAUUCUAUCGAACCGAUUAAAUGGAUAACAUAUCUUGAUUGUGUAAAUUUAUAUGGAAAGUCUAUGUUGACAGAAUUACCUUUUAAAGAUUUUGAAUGGGUUGAUGACUUAAACAUAGACGUAACUAAAAUUGCUGAUGAUUCUGAAGUUGGGUAUAUAUUAGAAGUCGAUAUCGACUACCCAAAACAUUUACAUAAGACUCAUAAUGAUUUCCCGUUUUUACCGUUGAACGAAUGUCCACCAAAUUCUAAAGUUAAGAAAUUGUUAACUACACUAUUACCGAAAAAAAACUAUAUUGUUCAUUAUAAAAAUUUAAAACAAGCGAUUUCUCACGGUCUUAAACUUGUAAAAAUUCAUCGAGCUAUCCGCUUUUCUCAAAAGAAAUGGAUGGUAUCGUACAUUGAAUUCUGUACUAAAAUGAGAACAGAAGCUAAAAACGAGUUUGAAAAAGAAUUCUGGAAGCUUUUAAUUAAUAGUGUUUUUGGAAAAUGUAUGGAAAAUGUUCGAACAAGAACUUCUAUAAAACUGGUUUCGUCAGAAAAAAAAGCUAAUAAAUUAAUGGCGAAAACUAAUUUUAAGGAUAGAACUAUAUACUCUAAGAAUCUUAUGGCUAUUCAUCAACAUAAGGAAACUAUUAAAUUCGAUAAGGCGAUUUAUGUAGGAUCAGCAAUUUUAGACGUUUCGAAAACUUUUAUGUAUGAUUUUCAUUAUAAUGUAAUGAAAAAGAAAUAUGGUAAACAAAUUAGUUCUUUAUAUUCGGAUACAGAUUCAUUGAUAUAUUCUAUUCAAACAGUAAAUUUUUUCGAUGAUUUAAAAAAUGAUUUAUUACCAUAUUUUGACACAUCUAAUUAUCCUAAAGACCAUUAUUGCUUUAGUGAAAUUCAUAAGGGCCAACCAGGAAUGUUCAAAGACGAACUUAAAUCAAUAAUUCUUAAAGAAUUCGUUUCUUUGAGACCGAAAUUAUACGCUUAUAAAACCAUAGAUGAUACUGUAGAAAAAAAAGCAAAGGGUGUAAAAAAAUAUAUAAUAAAAAACCAUAUGAAAUUUAUUGAUUACAUAGAGAUAUUAAAUGCUUUUAUAACCCAUAAAUCUGUUGAGGAAAAACAAUCUCAUAGAAACAUGAAUUUCAUUCAAUCGAAUAAACAUGUUCAUUCGAAAACAAUGAACAAGCUUGUUCUCAGUGCCAAUGAUGAUAAAAGAUAUAUAAUGAAUGAUGGGAUAAAUACAUUGGCGUAUGGGCAUUACAAACUGACAAAAUAA